AUGGGUAACAAGAUAACAAAACACAUAUACGGAUUUGAAUCCCAAGAGAAUGAAAAUCAUGAAGGAAGUAGUAUAUCAAGUGCUUCUGGAGAAAAUUAUCAUUCAGAACAUGUAAGUACUUGUUGUAGUUUUGUUUAGUGUUAGUAAGCCGUUUGUCUUGCUAGUGCGAACUAUUAAUGAUUUAAUUUGUCCUUUUAUUCCAUUGACAGCUUGUACAAAUUCGUGGGCGAAAUUUGCCACUACUCUGGGAACAGGACCCAAAUAACCCUGAACCUGUCAUUCAUCCGCCAACGGCACCAGUCUGCCAUGACAAUGUUCGUGAGAUAAAUCAUCAAAGAAAUGAAAGUAGUGCAUCAAGUGAAACUGAUUUUGAUAGUGAUGAGAAUGAUUCUGACGAAAAUCAUCUACAAGCUGUAAGGACUUAAUUGUUAUAGUGCUCUUUCGUUUGCAGUUUGAUAGUUACAUUGUUUGUUUUGCUUGAAGUAUUCUCCUCCAUUUGCAGCUUGUACAAAUUGAGAGCCCUAAAAACCCUGAACCUAUCACUCAACCAGGGCUCGAAGUAGAGAAAAAAUAUGGCCUGUCAGUCUAAAAUUUUUGGCAGGUGAAAUAUAUUUUAGCCUGCCAUUUUUAUUCAUUGAACUGCCAAAAUGGCAAUGUCUCAUAUGAGUCAUAUUGUAAGAGUCAAUAUUUUCAUGACAUGCAUUUUUAUUAUUUUUAAACUUGUCUAUUUUACUACAGUAAACUUGGAUUUACAUUUCAAAUAUAAACAUAUUUAGCCAACUAAAUGAUCUAGUAUAUAUGAGUUGUGGUAACCAAAUGAAAUGAAAUAUAUCUAUAGAAUUUCACCUGCCACUUUUUUUUAACUUGGCAGUUCAAAUUUGUUUUUGCCUGCCAUUUCUAAAAUAUGACCUGCUUUUGGCCAUUGGCAGCCCGCUAUUUCGAUCCCUGCACUCAACCCCCAAAUGUACCUGUUUCUAAUGUAAAUGGUGGUCGAUUUCAGGAAGAUGCUCAAAUGGUGAAUCAACAGUCAGUACAGGAUGAUAAAAAUCAUGUUGCCAUGGUUUAUAGCCCUGUUUAUAGCCCUGCGAUACAUGAUCAGCUACCAUUGCAAGAGAGUGAAGCACAGCCACAAGUGGUUGGAAAUGUUGAUUUGGAAAUGGAAGUAGGUGGAGUGAUUGUCCUUCAUGAUGAAAAUGUACAAGACGAGGUAUUGGUGACGACAAUUGAAACGAAACCAGCGAUUGUGGAGGAACUUUAAACUUCUCCAGCUUUUAGGUACUUAUGUUUAAAUUGUAUUGCUAUAAUUUUGACAAAUUAAGUCCUGGUCAAACGAGGUAUUGAAACUUAAAUAGAAUACAUGAUAGUGUUACGAAAGCAUUGAGAACAGCUUACCAAGAUUGCGUGGUUGCCAACUCUCGGCUUUGGUUCAGGGGAGACUGUUUUGUACGCAAACGAUAAUUUUAGAAUUAAAAAAAUGAGCUGUAAUCAUCUUUAUUUUAAGAUUAUAAUAUUUUGG
This is a messenger RNA of Paramuricea clavata, 1516 nucleotides long. The record is from the annotation of a GenBank genome assembly. Lineage: Eukaryota; Metazoa; Cnidaria; Anthozoa; Malacalcyonacea; Plexauridae.